AUGGAGGAAAAAAUUCCUGCGAUUUUUCAUCGAGAAGUAAUCACAAAAUUUGAUUUUCUACCCAAGCUAAAGCAUUCGACUAUUGCAAGACAUUCAGAAUUUCAAAAAUUCCUAUCAAAUUUUCUACGCGAAUACAAUUCUUCAAAGAACCAAAUUCCUUCAAGACGAUAUGGUAAAUAUGCAACCACUAAAGAAUGGUUGCUGAAUGAAUCCUUUUUCAAGAAACAACAACACAAUAGCAAUUUCAUGGGCAAGAUUAAUGAUGGUGAAUGUGUUAAUGCUUUCAAUUAUGUUAGAGAUUUGGAACGUGCAAGAGAACAGUUUGAUUCAUCGUAUUCGGAAAGAACAACUUCUAUUGGUGAUGAUGAAAUUCAACAUGUUCUUGAUGGACAUAUGGUCAAUUGGAUUUUAUUACUCCAAAGAGUGUUAAAGAUGAGACCAGAAUUGCAGAGGCAGAUAAAGGAGGAUGGAGGUGCUGAUUGGUUGGUUCGUGCAGUGUCUUUAAAAACACAUCACCCAGUAAUUCAUAAUAUGGCAAGUGCUAAGAAGUUUCUCCAAUUAAUGAAGAAAUUUACAACUUUACAAGGUCAACCGUAUGCAGAAAUGAAUUUUGAUGAAAAAUUUGAAAUGCUCAAGGUUGUGACAAGAACAUUUCUUGUUACAAUGAAUGGUUUAGAGCAAGUCCACAAAUGGUUUUUGGAUGGUAAUCAGGAUUUAUCUGUGAAUCAACUAGAGAAUGAUAGAGAUCACUUUCGUAUAAGAAUAGUUGAAAUUUGCAUUAGAAAUUCAACAAGCUUACAAGGACUUGCAGGAGACUUAUACUCAGACAAUAGUGAUCCAAGAGCAAUUGUCAAACUCAGAAGUUCACCGAAAGGAAAAUACUCAAAGAGUCGUUAUAGAUUAUAUUUUGGUGUUAACACAACCUUGACUGUAUUAUUUUCCUUUCCAAGAAUGGGAUUGACAUCUCAAUUAUUUCUUUCAGAAAAUUCAGAUUUGGAAAGUUUAAAGGAUUUGAAAACUGUUGCAGGAAAUUAUUGGGGAGAAGAAACAGUUCUCAAGAUUAAGCAAGAUUUUUGUAAUAGCAUCAAUAAUGGUAAAAAGCCAACAGUUUCAAAGCAAGAUUUUUCAAAAUGCAAACAUUUGGAAAGAAUUUCACAAGAAUUUAGAGCUGCUCGAGUUUUGAAAAGUUAUCAAGAUUCUCCAAUUACAAUUGCCGGUUAUUCAUUUCAUCAAUUAUGUCAAAAUACCAGUGGAAUGCAUUCGUAUAAGUAUACUUAUUAUUGUGGAGAUUUGGCUGAUGAAUUGCCAUUGGGAGUGGAAGAUGUGAAGGAGUUUUUUAUUCCUAGUCAUCUCAAUCCAGAUUUGUACAAACCAGAAAAUCAAUUGAAAUUAACAGUUCGUUUAUCGCUCUUAAAUACUCCAAUAUCUCCUACGAUUAAUAUUUCAGAAUAUCAAGUUAUUGAAGAUGUUGGUCUUUUCACAGAUGGUUGUGGUUUCAUUUCUCCUGAUUUAGCAAGAGAAAUUUAUAGAAAAAUUAAACAGGCAGAAUCUAGAGAGAAAGUUCACGUAUUUGAGAAUGCACAAUACAUGGUUGAUGUACAGAUGAUUUAUCAAGAUUCUGAUCCAGUUGAGGAUGAUAUGGAUGAUAAUGUUCCUUCAGCAUUUCAGAUUCGUUUUAGAGGAGCAAAAGGCAUGCUCCUACAAAAUCCAAAUGUGAAAGGAAUUGUAUUAAGAGAAUCUAUGGUUAAAUUCAACGUAGAUUUAGAUGAAGAUCUCGAUGAGGAAGACGAAAGUCUUUCGAAUAUCCAUGUAGUCGGUUAUUCAGAACCAUCUAAUUUUGCAUUCGCCAACUCAACAAUUUUGUACAUGAUGAGUGGAUGUGUUGAUGGAGGUGAGAAAUUUGAGGGAAUAAUUAUGAAUAUGUGGAAGGAUUAUGUUAAUGACAUUUUAAAAACCUAUUCUAAUGAAGAUACUUCCCAAUUGAUGAAGAAAUAUUUCAAAGAAGGCGAUUUUCAUGCCUUAAACAUUUUCGGAUUGACCAAAGAUGUUGCACUCGCUUUCCUUGCAGGACCAUUCAGAACUCAAUUGUUGAAUCUUAAACUCCCUAUUCAAAAUGCUCGGAGAGUUUACGGAGUUUGUGAUCCACUCGAAGUGUUAGAACCAGAUGAAGUUUUUGUUAGAAUUAGAAUGGAAGAUGGCACUUUGAAAACCUUGGAAGGAACUAUUGCCAUCACUAAAGAGCCAUGUCUUCAUAGAGGUGAUUUACGUUUGCUGAAAGCUAAGAAAAUAGAGAGUUUAGAAUAUCUUUCAGAAGUAAUUGUUUUUCCUAUUAAGGGAGAAAAAAGACCUAUUCCUAACAUGAUUACAGGAAGUGAUUUGGAUGGUGACAAAUAUCUUGUCAUUUGGGAUGAACCUCUUGUUUCAUCUUUCGUCCAACAAUUCGAACCUGGAAACUUUGAUGAAGAAAUUGAAGGAGAAAAACGUAAUUUCGAACCAGAUGUUUUUAAGGACUGGAUAGGAUUGAGACAUUCCUAUGUAGAUUCGUAUGGAUAUGAAUGGAGUAAAGGUGAGAAUUGGAAAACCAUGCAAAGACUUUCAGAUAUUGUAAAUAUGGCUGUCGAUGCACCUAAAAAGGGGAAAACAUUCAAGGCAGGUGCAAUGGAGAAGGAUAUUGUUAGAAACUUUCCGAAAUAUCCUCAUUUCCAUAAUUCAAAGACAAAGGAAGCUGUUAGAGUGAGUACUUCAGUUGUUGGGAAAAUGUAUGAUUUUGCAAUUGAUAGAGUUACUGAGCGUUUUAAAUUUCAGCCAGUUACUGACAAGCGUCAAACAUCAACUGACGACAAGGAAUAUUUAUUCUUGGAUAAUUUAUACCAAGUAUUGCGAAGGAAUAAGGAUAUUUCAGUCAAUCAGUUUUUGAACUUUAUUUGGAAACAUUUUUCAAACAUUUUAUUGAGAAGCACUACAAUUCAAUUUGCUUCUGAGUUUUUAGAUUCGUUUUGGAGAUUCUUAUGUAUGUUGACAAUACGAAAAGAGAAAACUAUUAUAUUGUGUUGUCUUAACACAACUGUUGAUAAGGUUAAUAACAGUUCUAUGAAUGCAAUUAUUAGCGAAAUGACAAAGAGCGAUAAUUUAGUACUAAUGGUUCAAGGAAUAUCCGAAACUAAACUCAAAUUCAAAGAAGAUUUGCAAAAUGACAAGAUACAUGACUCCUCUGCAUGUUCUUUAUUCAAAUUUUCCAACUCGAAUGUUGAAUUUAUUCAUUUCCUUUUUUAUGAAAUAUUCUUUGAUGCAGCUUCAAGAAUCCAAAUUGAUCUAGGGUACAAUUUGCUUACCAAUUAUACCCUAUCUCAAACCCUAUUUGAAAAUAUUGUAGAACCAUCGACUUUGAAUCCAGUUCUCUUUAAAAAACCAAAAACUAUCUUUGAAAUAAUUUACAAAGCUUGCAAUGGCAAAGACUCAGAUAGAAAGAAGCAUGCAUUGUACAUUGUUGGACUUUUAUUCAAGAAUGGUAUAAUUUUACCUAGAAACUAUGAUUUGGCUAUCAAAUGCUUUAAACUGGCACUUUCAAAAGAGAACAAUAUCCGAAUUGGAUUUAUACCAUAUUUGUAUAAUAGUGAAAAACGACCUGUAAUGAAAGAAUUGAAGAUUCUGGCAAAGGCAGGAUAUGCUGAAGCACAAUACAACUUGGGAAGAUUAAGCUAUUUUGAUGGCGAUCAAUGGUCUGCUUUGGAAUGGUUGAAAAAAGCUGCUUUUCAAUGUGUUCUUAAUAUUGAAAACAGAGGAUUGGAUAAGAAGAACACUCUUUACUUUUUAUCAAAUCUCUACAGGGAUGGUACUAUUGUUGAGUGGAAUAAUGAUAGAUAUCUUCAAUUAUUGGAAGAAUCUGCUAAAUUAGGAUCUAUUGAUGCAAUGUACAAGAUUGGAAGAAGGAUGGAGUUGACCAAACAGUAUUCAUUUGCUUGUUUUUGGUAUGAGAGAGCAGCCUAUGAGGGAAUAUUAGAAAAUUAUUUGCAAGGUUAUGGAAUGAAAAACUCUUGUCGAUUCAGCUUGGAAAUUGAUGAAUAUGGAAUUGAUUCAAUGAAUAGAUUGCCACCUCUUCCAUUGCAAAAUGAUCUACAAGUUGAAAUUCAACUUGAUAUUUCAAUAGAAAGUCCUCUCUUGAAGAAAAAUAUGCUAUUUGUGCAGAGUUCAAAUCCAGUUUUCCAAACUUUUUGUAAUGAUGGAACAAUUAUUCCACCAAACGAAAUUGAAGAAUUUACCAAGAUUCUCCCAAGUUCUAAUAUAUUACAAAAGAAAUAUGAAAGGAAAUAUGAAAGCAUCCAUGACUCAGCAAAGAGAACUAUGGAAAAAGCAGAAAAAAUGCUGAAAUUGGCUAACCAAACUAUUGCUCAUAUAGAUAGAAUUUUAAACAAGGGAAAGAGUUCAGAUUCGAAAGAAUCUCCUCUUGAAAAUGAGAGUAAAGAAGAAGUAGAAGAAAUAUCUACUGAACAAAUAUCAACUGAACAAGAAGAUACAAAAGAAUCUAUUAUUCCACACACAAAAUGGAAACUGAUUUAUAGAGGAAGUAAGGAUGGAUACGAAUCUAAUGAUUUCCAUAGAAAGUGUGAUGAUAAAGGUUCCACUUUCAUCAUAGUCAAGACUAAAGAGGACGAAAUAUUUGGAGGAUAUACAACCCAAACUUGGAAAAUUCCCCAAGCAAAUAUCUUUGGACACACACAACGAAACGAUGAAAAUGCAUUCUUAUUCAUUCGUUCCAAGAGUCGCAAAUAUUUUAAACUUCCAAUCACAAAUCAACCAAGUAUUGAUUGUACUCACGCAAGAUUAAUUGACUUUCUUGAUUUUACCAUACCAAAUAAUUGUGAUAUAAUUCCAGGACAUACUAAUUUCGGAAUGAAUUAUCAACUUCCAAAAUGGUCUAAGGGAAAUGGAUUCAGUUUUAGUGAAUCUCUUGAUAAUAGAAGAAGUUUUUAUGUGGAAGAAAUUGAAGUUUAUUCAUUAAUAGAUUCUGAAGAUGAAAAUAGUCCACUCAUGUCUGGAUCAAUCAAUCUUUCUCAGAUAAGAACAGAUGGUCCUAUGUUUAAUUGGGAUGAUUAUUUGAGCUACGUUAGAGCACGAAAUAGUGAUCCUUAUGGUACAAGAGCAUACACAGAAAGUGUAAGACAAGCAAGAAUUUCAAGUGAUGAAGGAAUUGAAAGAUUGAAAGACAAGUUGCGUCUAAUGGGAGUUUUCAAGGAAUAG
Naegleria gruberi is the source of this 5238-nucleotide messenger RNA. RefSeq lists its product as uncharacterized. The coding region runs from base 1 to 5238 and encodes 1745 amino acids. Lineage: Eukaryota; Heterolobosea; Eutetramitea; Acrasida; Naegleriidae. Gene Ontology annotation, cellular component: nuclear RNA-directed RNA polymerase complex. Gene Ontology annotation, molecular function: RNA-directed RNA polymerase activity; protein binding. The transcript has 2 exons. The record is from RefSeq and is a predicted model, not a curated record. Gene Ontology annotation, biological process: siRNA processing.